Prunus armeniaca (apricot) is the source of this 762-nucleotide messenger RNA. The record is from the annotation of a GenBank genome assembly. NCBI's taxonomy places the organism in Eukaryota, Viridiplantae, Streptophyta, Magnoliopsida, Rosales, Rosaceae.
AUGGCAGCUGCAGCAAACUCCAACAGUGAUAAUUUGACGCUUGACAAAGUGAGAGAGGCAUUGAUCAGACAAGAAGACACCAUCGUUUUCAGGCUGAUACAGAGAGCCAACUUCCCCGUCAAUUCUCCCACCUACGAUGAAAAGUUUGCAUCUUUUUCUGGUUCUCUGCUCCAAUUCGUGGUUAAGGAAACAGAAGCCCUUCAAUCCAAGGUUGGUAGGUAUGAAAACCCUGAAGAACAACCCUUUUCCCCAGAAAACCUACCACCUUCAUUGGUGCCGCCUCAGGCCAAUCCACCAGUAUUGCAUCCUGCUGCAGCUUCCAUUAACAUAAACGAGAAGAUAUGGGAUUUUUAUUUCAACCAAUUGCUUCCACUUUUUGCUGUCCCUGGUGAUGAUGGAAACUAUGCAUCAACUGCCUCUAGUGAUCUUGACUGUUUACAGGCCAUCUCUAGAAGGAUUCAUUAUGGAUACUAUGUAGCUGAGGUUAAAUUCAAGGAUGCCCCUCAAGACUACGAGCCUGCGAUUCGCGCUCAGGACAGAGAGGGUCUUAUGAAAUUGUUGACCUUUGAGGCUGUGGAAGAGAUGGUGAAGAAGAGAGUUGAGAAGAAGGCAGCGGUUUUCGGACAGGACGUGUGCCUGGUUGAUAAUGGAAAUGGGAAAUGCAAGGUUGAUCCAUCUGUGGUUUCUCGGCUCUACGGAGAUUGGAUAAUGCCCCUCACCAAGCUUGUUCAAGUCGAGUACCUCCUUCGCCGCCUAGACUAG